Messenger RNA from Salvia splendens (bonfire salvia), 1310 nucleotides. Its product is annotated as GDSL esterase/lipase 6-like. The record is from RefSeq and is a predicted model, not a curated record. The annotation marks the transcript as partial. Lineage: Eukaryota; Viridiplantae; Streptophyta; Magnoliopsida; Lamiales; Lamiaceae. The transcript has 3 exons. Gene Ontology annotation, molecular function: hydrolase activity, acting on ester bonds.
UUUCCCGUCGCCGACUUCAUCUCUGAGUAUUUAGGCAUUCCACUGCAAAAGCCAUACAUGGAGAUGAUGAACGGAACGGGAAAGAAAUUUCCGGCGAACGGAAUCAACUUCGCCAGCGCCGGCAGCGGAAUUCUUCCGUCCACCAAUAAAUUAUCUGGAGUGACAGCAAUCCAAGUCCAAUUGCAUCAAUUCAAAUCACGAGCCCAACAAAAUCAAAUAGACAGAAAAGUCGUAAAAGAUUCCUUGUUCUUGAUAGAAUCAGGAUCGAACGACAUAUUUAGCUACUUCGAUCCAUCUACCUCAACACCUGAUGCCUAUAUGCAAUCCAUGCUCGGACAAAUCCACAACUUCGUCGAUAACAUCGUCCGCCUUGGGGCCGGCCGUGUCGCCUUGUUCGGACUAAGCCCGGUCGGCUGCGUCCCGGCUAGGUCCAAUCUGCCCGAUGCCCCCCUCGGAAAAUGCUACGGCAAGCUGAAUAAAAUGGUCAAGAAAUACAACAUGGGGUUGCAGAAUUUGGUGAAAGAUUUGGCUCGCACACACCCCGGCACCAUCGCUGUUUUUGGACAUGUUUAUGAAACUAUCCAAACCUAUCGAGCACAUCCUACGCAUUAUGGUCAUUUCUUCUGCUCUUUUAAUUUCAAAAUUACCAUUAGACUAAAAAAAAUACUAGUAGUAGUAAAUGAAUUUCCAUGUGGGAGUGGCCCAAAAUUGAAGACCUAGCCUGUAGUUUUGGUGGCCAGAGAAAAAAUGGGCCGUCCCAUCUCGGCCCACUAGUGAGAAUUAUGAUGUUAAUGUGGUAGUUAAUUGAUAAAUUUGAUUGUGUUGAACAGGGUUUGUGGAUGUGGAUAUGGGAAACUAGGAGGACAGGAGCAAGGUGGGCUACAAAUUGUGCAAGAAGAAUCCAAAUGAAUACUACUCCCUCCGUCCCGCACUACUUGCACUUAUUUCCUUUCUGGGCGUCCCAAGUUAUUUGCACUCUUUCCAUUUUUAGUAAAAAUUAUCACCUACAGCCGCAAUUGUUGACUUUGCUAUACACUCAUUCCUUAAUCUCCGUGCCGAAAAGGAAAUGUGCGAGUAGUCCGGGACGGAGGGAAUACUUGUUUUGGGAUUACUUUCAUCCAUUCCAUCGGAACGGACUUAUAAGCUCAUUAGCAAGGCCUUGUGAAUUAGAUUAGGCCCUUCGAUCUCAACCGUAUGUUCGUCGUCUAAUUGUUUAGGGUUCAAAUUUCAUUGUAACUUACUGUCUUCUAAACUAUGAGGAUAGUUUAUGUUAUGCCGAAAUGUUAUCGGAGUAUAAAUUAUGGAUUUGG